This is a messenger RNA of Diprion similis, 2579 nucleotides long. It is a transcript of the gene Oamb, whose product is annotated as octopamine receptor Oamb. Lineage: Eukaryota; Metazoa; Arthropoda; Insecta; Hymenoptera; Diprionidae. Gene Ontology annotation, cellular component: membrane. The record is from RefSeq and is a predicted model, not a curated record. Bases 309 to 1946 code for a protein of 545 amino acids. Gene Ontology annotation, molecular function: G protein-coupled amine receptor activity. Gene Ontology annotation, biological process: adenylate cyclase-activating adrenergic receptor signaling pathway. The transcript is spliced from 9 exons.
UGAAUCAGCCAAGCGAAAGAAGAUUUAAAAAAAGAAACUGUUAAGGGAAUCAAAGACUCUCUAACUCGGACUUAUAAUGUCUAAUUGACCGCGUCGGGAACGUUGCGAAUAAAGAAACUGAACGAGAUUGAUGACAAAAAUGAUAAGAGAAUUAAAAAAUAAAAAUCAUGACGAAGCUUCUUUGUAGAAAUUUCGCACCAAUCUAAAGGCGAGUGAAAAAAAGAGGAUUAAAAGAGUACGACAAAAGAAGAAGAAGAAGAAGAAGAAGAAGAAAGUGGAGAAAAUGGAGAGCCGGAAGUGAGGCUAAGAUGCGAGAGCUCAACGAGUCCGCCUGUGCAGCGCUGUACGAGGGCGUUGAGUGGGCUGGACCAGGAAUCGUUGCGACGCUCGUCGUCCUUGCCGUUGUUAACGUUAUGGUAGUCCUGGGCAACGUUUUGGUCAUUCUGGCCGUUUACCACACGUCCAAAUUGAGAAACGUGACCAAUAUGUUUAUCGUCAGUCUCGCUGUUGCGGAUCUAAUGGUCGGCGUUGCGGUUCUGCCGUUUAGUGCCACUUGGGAAGUAUUUAAGGUUUGGAUUUUUGGUGACAUUUGGUGUUCCGUAUGGCUUGCCGUAGACGUGUGGAUGUGCACGGCCUCGAUUCUGAACUUGUGUGCCAUUAGUUUGGACCGAUACUUAGCUGUCACAAGGCCAGUGAGCUAUCCACAGAUCAUGUCACCAAAGAGAGCUCGACUUCUUGUGGCGACUGUCUGGGUCCUGAGCUUCGUGAUAUGUUUCCCUCCUCUCGUGGGCUGGAAAGACAAAGAGGUACACGCACCCCACAAUACAACCCUGUCGCAAAACGGACCCUUCAAUAUGACCACAAUUUUUAUUCCGGUCGCUCCCUGUCCCUGGAUAUGCGAACUCACCAAUGAUGCUGGGUACGUCGUGUACAGCGCACUCGGUUCCUUCUACAUCCCAAUGCUGGUUAUGCUCUUCUUUUACUGGAGAAUAUACAACGCUGCUGUGUCGACGACGAAGGCGAUCAAUCAAGGAUUUCGAACGACAAAGGGUUCGAAAAUGCUCGGCUCACGGUUCGACGAGCAGAGACUGACAUUGAGGAUCCACAGAGGUCGCGGAAGCCUCCAUAACGGCAGCAACAAUGGAAGUCCCAGGAGCCCGGAGUCAGGUCGGAGCUCUGUGAGGAAAGAAAAGAUCAAGAUAUCAGUGUCCUACCCAAGUACUGACACCCUCAACACUAAAUGCAACACCUUGGAACGCACGCCGUCAAGGUGUUCGCAGAUAUCGGUGCACUACAGCAACGGACAGACUCAAACGCAGCUGUGCCCGAGUCCCAGAGCCGCUCACCUCAAGGUGGGGGGUGUGAAUAGGGUAGGAAGUACCAAGCGACAGAGCCGACGGAGCAGCUGCGAGAGCCAAGUUACUGGCGACGAUGCAUCUCUUCGCGAACUAGCUCCUGGUGUUGACGAUAAACCCUGCAGAGUGCCGAAGAUGGGAAAGAGGAACAUAAAAGCUCAGGUGAAGAGGUUCCGAAUGGAGACAAAGGCCGCCAAGACCCUAGGCAUCAUCGUCGGUGGAUUCGUCCUCUGUUGGCUUCCAUUUUUCACAAUGUACCUGGUGCGAGCGUUCUGCCCGAACUGCAUACACCCUACGGUCUUCAGCGUCCUCUUCUGGCUUGGCUACUGCAACUCCGCCAUAAACCCCUGCAUAUACGCCUUGUUUAGCAAGGACUUCCGGUUCGCCUUCAAGAGGAUAAUAUGCAAGUGCUUCUGCAAACGGAGAGCCAACACUCUCAGACGUGGCAGUGACGGGAGCCAAUUAGCGACCCGAUGCGAUCGAAGUCCUAGCUAUUCGGCGAGGACGCCUCAUCACGGCGUCUCAAUUGAGGAUUCCGAUCCUGAUCCGGGUUCGGAUCACAACGCGCAUUCGCAAAGCGACUCCAGAUGACUGUAGCAAGUCAGGGCUGGCGCGCAAAGGGUGGCUUUCAAUCCAAGGACUUCUAGAGUAAUAAUUUCGUGAAAAUUUCGGUGCAACUGCAGAAGAGUCGAUAGGGCAACUCUUUGCGGGGCUAGAGAGCUGCCUUAAGUCUCGCGGUUCAACCUUAUUCAUAUUCGUAUUAAUUCGUUUCUUCUCUUUUAACUCCCUUCUUUUUGAGGCUUCUAAUUUUAAAUAUUGAUUGUUGAUUGGUUACGCGUUUUAAUUUUCCUGCCUGUCCAUACAGUUCGUAAGAAGUCCUUUUGGUCCAAUUUAAGUUACUUUUAUUUCGUUUCUUAGUUUCUUUUCUUUUAUUUCCUUUUACUGUAUAUUAUAUUUUUCCGAGAAAAGAUUUCAUGAAAAACUAAUAUUAAUUUGGAAAGCAGGAUACUGUCAGCCCUACUACGUAAACUAAGGUUCUCAACAAAGGAAAAACCUUUUGGCGACGUUGGCGCGCCAGAGCACUGGCCUAAAAAAAAAAUCACGUCAUUAUUCAAUGUGGAAUAGAAUGACACUCCAUUUAUAAUUGACAAAUAAUUCUAGUCAAGGUAGGUACACGUCAGUGUAUCAUAAUAAUAUAAUACCCGCGACAAACAAAAUUUGAUU